GCGCAUCAAAGAGUGGUUUUUUUUCGCCGUCGGGGUUCCGGUGUGAAAUUUCAGUGGAAAAUGGAAAACGGAUGGGAUGUGAUGGUGGCCAAGAUUGUGCGGAAGUACAAUCUAACCGGGGUGAUUAGGGAGUACCAGAGUGAAAUCGAUACGGUCAGGAAAUUGGAUGCCAUUCCGGAGAUCAAGAAAGUCUGUCGCUCGUGGAUCAGAAAACUACCGGCCGUUCGCGGAAACGACGAGGAAAAGUCACACCUCUAUCGGGAAAAUGGAAACGAAAUUUUCCGCAGCCGCAAAAGUCCGCACGUGGCGCUGGAAGCCUACAGCAAAGCCAUCUUUGCAGCACCACGUGGUUCGCCUGCGCUAGCACUGGCACACGCCAACCGUGCAAUCGUCCUAAUGAGCCUGAAAAAGUACCGCGAAGCGUACCAGGACUGCCAGUUGGCGCUGGAGGGCGCUUAUCCAGCGGAAAAUCGACUGAGGGUCCUUUUCCGGCAAGCGGAAUGUGCUCUGCAGGAGCGCGAUCGGGAGGGUCUGGAAAAGGCUUUGGAGGAAAUAGAGCGAUUCUCGGAGGAACAGGAUUUGGCCAGUUUUGAGAUGGAACGAUAUAAAAGGCUGCAGCAGCUAGCUGGGAUCAUAGCGAUUUCAGAGAUACCAUUGGAUUCGGACGACGUUGUACUAAACCUACCGGAGCUUGAAGAAAAAUCUGAUGCAGUGCAUGGAAGGUUUAUGGUCACGAAAGAGGAAAUUAAGAAGGACGCACCGAUCGUACAGGAAAAAGCAGUAUCGUUUGUACCGGUUUACGAUCCCCGAGGUCGCUCCGAAAUACCUCCCUUUGACUGUCAGUACUGCGGGGAAGUCAAUAUCAUCCCGUUUCCUUGUUCAACGUGUGGUCGAGCAUGCUACUGUAGUGUACAGUGUUGCGAAGAACACAGCCAGGUGCACCGCUACGAAUGUCCAGGAUAUGGAAAGCACCUCUGGUAUCUGAUCGGGAUUGCUCAUCUGGGAUUGCGCAGUUUUCUGGAUGGUUUCGAGUCUAGUAUAGAGAACCUUGAUGAUUUAAAAGAAUGCACUGCGGAAAGGUUGUUUGAACAUGUUGCCGAUAAAGUUGAAUCCCAGCAUAAGGAGUAUCCGUACGGGAGAGUUUUUCGAUUGGUUUCCAAUCUUGACAAAAUGGCGGUCACGGACAUGAUCCAGUAUACUUUGACUGCUUACAUGCUUUCGAUAUAUUUAAGUGAUUUCACGCAGUUCUUCAGCGAUCUAGGUAACAGAACCGAUGUGAUGUCAAAGGAAGAUUGGUCUUUGUACAUUUCAGGUGUAAUUUUACGACACAUCGGGCAGUUGGUUUGCAACGGACACGCAGUCAGUGAGCUUCGGAUAUGCACUGCAUCGGAAAACAAUUGCCUGGAAGCAGAUAGCUUCAAUAUUAAGGCCGGUUUCCUUCAUCGAUGCUUCGAAAGUUCCCGGGUGUUUACUGGAAUAUUUCCUCAGAUUAGUAUGUUCAAUCAUUCAUGUGAUCCGAACAUACGGAACUGUUUCAGCAAAAAUUCCCUCUCGGUUUAUGCGACGCGGGAUGUAGAAGCUGGAGGUGAGAUUUUUAACUGCUAUGGACCAAACUUUAAGCUGUUGUGCAAGGAGGAUCGUAACUCGGCGUUAAAACAGCAGUACUGCUUCGAAUGCAGGUGUAGUCGUUGUGUGUCUGGCAAUGACGAGGCCUACGAAUUGUAUGAACGCUACAAAUGUCCGUUCUCAAAAUGUUCCAAGAAAUUCAUAGUGGCGCAGAAUGUAGAUCCUUUUGAAAAAGACAUUAAAUGUCCCAAGUGCAAACGAAUCAUCGAUUGUUCGUGCUUUCAGAUCAUUGCCGGUGGAAUGUCCAGUGAGACUGAAGCUUCAUACGAAGACUUUGAAGAUGCAAUGAAUGCUUACAACAAGUGUAAACUGAUUUUAUCGCAAUAUCACGAAACGAAGAUAACUUUGGCUCAUAUGAUCUUCGUUCAAUAUCUACCGUUCUCCGGUUUGGACGAAAGGUGUCUGAAUGCGCUCAAGAAGCUAGCCUAUGAGUUCGUUGAAAUCCGCGAGCAUCGCUUCGGAACUUUGAGUCCGGAGUAUGUGGUGGCAUGUUUCUAUGUGGUGGAUUUGCUCGUUAUCGAAUCGAAGUGUGAAGGAGAAUUCCGCAUGGAUGCGGAUUCUGCAGAAAUUGUUAACAAGUUGAAAAAAGCGAUUGAAAUAUUCGGCCAUGGAACUAGAAGCAGGUUGAUGAACUAUAUGAAAACUCAUUUAGGAUAGCCAACCCAACAUUGACCAUUCCGAUGAAAAGUAUAUAGCUAUGUACCUCUUUCCAGUGCUUAAUUAAAAAUAGUAUAGUUCAGGGCUUCGACUAGUUGUACCAAAUUAGUUCUAAAAAUUGCACUGAAAGACAUCUUUGCCGGUAGCUUACAGUUAAUUUUAGCAAUACUCAAUCUUUAACGGCGCUUCUGAAAUAUGAGAUCGCGGAAAAGUUAUGACGUGGUCUUUUAGUUAUGACAUGGUCAGUUAUUUAGAAAUAGCAAUAAAAAUCAUAGCCGAUUUUAAGUAGUCAAUAGAGUUUUGAAAGUAAUGUUAUACCUAUAAUCCGUAUGACAAUUUGUUGAACACCAAAAAACUUUGAAACUGUGCUACUUGGAGGCUUCAAUUCUCUAAUUCAUUUUUUUUAUG
Messenger RNA from Ochlerotatus camptorhynchus, 2691 nucleotides. RefSeq names its product SET and MYND domain containing, class 4, member 1 (gene Smyd4-1). Gene Ontology annotation, cellular component: nucleus; cytoplasm. Bases 61 to 2283 code for a protein of 740 amino acids. The transcript is spliced from 8 exons. Gene Ontology annotation, molecular function: histone deacetylase binding. The record is from RefSeq and is a predicted model, not a curated record. Lineage: Eukaryota; Metazoa; Arthropoda; Insecta; Diptera; Culicidae.